Musa acuminata subsp. malaccensis (wild Malaysian banana) is the source of this 897-nucleotide messenger RNA. Lineage: Eukaryota; Viridiplantae; Streptophyta; Magnoliopsida; Zingiberales; Musaceae. The record is from RefSeq and is a predicted model, not a curated record.
CCGCGGAGAAGGAUGCGAUCCCCAACCGAACCCUUGAAGAUGAAGCAUUUCAAGUUAUCGACAAGGCCAAGAAAAAGUUAGAGAAAGUCUGCAAAGGGACGGUCUCAUGUGCAGACAUUCUUGCAUUCGCCGCCAGAGACAGUGUUGCACAUUACGGAGGAACUUUCUACGCGGUCCCAGCAGGCAGAAGAGAUGGAAAGAUCUCCAGAUCAAGCGACACCAUCGAUCUCCCUCCUCCGACGUUUAACCUAAUACAACUCACUAAUUCAUUUGCCUCGAAAGGGAUGAGCCAGGAUGACAUGAUCACACUCUCAGGAGCACAUACCAUCGGCGAAGCGCACUGUCCUACAGUCUCCAACAGGCUGUACAACUUCAGCCGGAAGGCGAGCACCGACCCAACCUUGAACCCCAAGUAUGCCUACCAGCUGAAGAGGGAAUGCCCUCCGGGGAGCAACAACGAGGUGGACAUGGAUCCACCCAGCCCUCUCACGUUCGACACCAGCUACUACAGCAACCUCCUCGAUAACCGCGGCCUCUUCACCUCCGACCAAACCCUCAUGUCCACGCCUGCUACCGCGGGAAAGGUGAGGCAGUUAGCAGGCAGUUCUGUGCUCUUCAAGCAGAAGUUCGCAGCUGCCAUGGUGAAGAUGGGCAAAAUUGGUGUCCUCACCGGUGAACAAGGCGAGAUACGCAACUACUGCAGAGUGGUGAACUAGUGGGCACAAAGUCGUCUCCUAUUAUACGAUGCAUUUUGUUUGUUUGCUUCAUCUUUUUCUGAUAUUGCUACGGUCGAUCAUAAAGGCGCAUGCUGUUGUGCUGAUUUCCUCUAUUAUGUAUUUUGAAAUGUGCCAAAGAAGUGCUUUUUUGAAAUUUAAUUUGUUUAUGUUUCGGUGAAAA